GGAUGCUAGGCCAUCAUGUGGUUUUUUUUUUCUCCCCAGUUUUGGGAGGUCAUCAGUGAUGAGCAUGGGAUCGACCCCACUGGCAGUUACCAUGGAGACAGUGACUUGCAGCUGGAGAGAAUCAAUGUGUACUACAACGAAGCUGCUGGUAACAAAUACGUACCUCGGGCCAUCCUGGUGGAUCUGGAGCCAGGCACCAUGGACUCGGUCAGGUCUGGACCAUUCGGCCAGAUCUUCAGGCCAGACAACUUCGUGUUCGGUAUGUAGUCCUGAUCCAUGGCAAA
Messenger RNA from Lynx canadensis (Canada lynx), 284 nucleotides. RefSeq names its product tubulin beta-4B chain-like. The coding region runs from base 16 to 267 and encodes 83 amino acids. Lineage: Eukaryota; Metazoa; Chordata; Mammalia; Carnivora; Felidae. Gene Ontology annotation, biological process: mitotic cell cycle; neuron migration; microtubule cytoskeleton organization. The record is from RefSeq and is a predicted model, not a curated record. The transcript is spliced from 2 exons. Gene Ontology annotation, molecular function: GTPase activity; GTP binding; structural constituent of cytoskeleton. Gene Ontology annotation, cellular component: microtubule; cytoplasm.